Messenger RNA from Zychaea mexicana, 338 nucleotides. RefSeq lists its product as uncharacterized. The coding region runs from base 46 to 276 and encodes 76 amino acids. NCBI's taxonomy places the organism in Eukaryota, Fungi, Mucoromycota, Mucoromycetes, Mucorales, Lichtheimiaceae. The transcript has a single exon. The record is from RefSeq and is a predicted model, not a curated record.
GUUUUGAGGCUGUGUAAAAGCUUCGUUACUUAUAGUACUGAGCACAUGACGACAACGGCGACAUUAAAGAAUGUCUUAUUGGCAGGACGUCAAGGCUAUCGUGCUAUAGCAGUAGCAAUCAAAUUGCUACUGGUACUGUUGUGGCUUGCUAGUAAAGAAAAUAAAACAUGUACAGAGACGGCACGCAAUCUAGUGCUAAGGCCAGCGAUCUAUUGUACAUGGUGCUUUUUGUUUGAAUAUCGACUAUUUAAUUAUGUUUCAUUAUCGACUAUUUAAUUAUUUUUGAAACCAUUUGUGUUUGGAUACGCUUUUUUUAAAAUGGAUACGCUUUUGGAUAC